Messenger RNA from Diachasma alloeum, 3073 nucleotides. Its product is annotated as cytadherence high molecular weight protein 2. Lineage: Eukaryota; Metazoa; Arthropoda; Insecta; Hymenoptera; Braconidae. The coding region runs from base 358 to 2946 and encodes 862 amino acids. The transcript has 12 exons. The record is from RefSeq and is a predicted model, not a curated record.
UAUAGACGUCUCACGAGCUUUCACAAAAUGUAAUAAUAAAGUCUGAUUUCUCGAUAAAAUCAUUGCUGGUCGUCAAUAUUAACUGAUUAUUGCACGAUUAAUAAUUAUUUUCCCGGUUUAAUCCCGUUUCUCACACCGAAAAUUGACGAAAAAGAGCGCCCUGAACAUUAUUUAGCGAGUCCAAUAUAAUAAUUCGUGCUAUUAAUUUUUUCGGUAUUUGAGGGUUAUUACUACAAUAAUGACUGUGUACAACUGUUUUAUGAUAAUAUGAGAUAACUGAUGUGUUAAUUGAAUAGAAAAUUAAAUAUGUGAAGCUAUAAUUAAUGCAUUGACAACUAAUUUGAUUUUGGAAGAAAGAUGGAAAGUUCGAAAUCCUUGAGCGAUCCAUUACUGAGAUCGUCCAACUCACUAGAUGAUGCCUGCACUGCACCCAGUACAGAAUGUGGCGAUAUUUGUGGAGAGAGAAGUGGACUGCAGAUUCUUGAUGAAUUUAGAAAAUUAUACGAGAAACAGAUAGCAAGUAUUAAUUACGAUGACUCCAAUGCAUCAGCUUUAAAAAUGAAAAUUAUGGAAGAGUGGAUCAGAGACCUUGAUGCUCAAAAUGUGAUGCUAGUGAAGACGGUUCAGGAACUGGAGGAGGCAGCUUAUCAAAGGGUCAAGAUAUUGGAGGAUAAACUAAAGCACACGUCUCACUUGAUUAAUGAUAAUAUGUCGCGAUUCCAACAGCCGACUCAUCACAGGUUGAAUGAUCUUUCAGAGAGGCUCGAUUUCUUGGAGGAUGAGGAGGGAUUCUUCAAACAAAAAAUCAAUAAUUUGCAAAAUGAUAUUACUGGACUGUUAGAAUUGAUUAGGCGUGGCUAUUACGAGCGGCGUUGGAGUCUCAAGGGGAUAAAUCUAUGUGAAUUGAAGGAUACUGACAUACCGAUUCCCUUUACUGGUGAAGAUGAACCCCAGGAGCACAGCAUUCCAACAAACAAAGACCUGACGGAGCCUGAUAAAUUCAAGUUAUUAUCAGAGAAUGAGAAAAUAAUGUCCAGUGAAGACAGUGGGAGGAAAACAAUUGUUGAACAUCAUGUUGAGUUGAAUAAUUUACAGGAAGAAUUGCAAAAAAAACAUAAGGAAGUGGAACGAUUGAAAAAUCAAUUACAUUUUCUAGAAAAAGAAGCCCUGGAAGCAAGAGAGGCAUUAACACUAGAAGUAGCUGAGAAACAUGAUCAGGCAAUAAUGUUGAAAGAUCAAAUGGCAAAUCUCGAGGACCAAUACCGCCAAUCAGCCAUGCAGAUGCAAUUCAAAGACGAUAUAAUUAAAGAAAUGCGCAAUCAAUUAAAGCAAAUACAGAAAAAGGGAUCGUCUCUGUCACCCUCAGCUCAGUUAAAAAAAUGUACCGGAGUAACAUGGAGCGAUGUUUCAACUCAUCAACUAACGUACCAAAGUGAGAGCCAUGGCAAUGAUGAAACCUUAAAAUACUUAACAAGUUUAAAGACUAUUAUGGAGAGCGAAUACUAUGAAUUGAUACAUGUGAAAAAUAUAUUGAUUGAAAUUCUGAAAACAUUAAAUUUCCAUGAAAAAAGGUCUUAUGAGAAAGGACUAUCUGACGCCCAUCAAAAGCUCCAAGAUAUUGGAAAUCUCCUCGAAAAUUACAAGAUUCAGACUACAGCAGGGAAUUCAGAUUGCAAUACAUUCAUCAGUAAUACGUGUAAAUUAACACAAGCUAUUGAAAUUCUUUCAAAAAUCUGUCUGGAAAAGGGCAACGGAAUCCAACAAGUGAAACUCGUGAAAAUUUUUCAUGAAAGUAAUAAUCAACAAGGCUCGGUAGAAAAAAUAAAUGAGCCCUGUGAAAAACCUCGAAACGUAUGUCGUCAAGAUUUCAACAUGAUGGAAGAAUUUAGAAUCUGCGCGGUGGAGGCACAAGCAGCUGUAGAAGAUCUCCAAGAAGAAAUCGCCUCAACAGUUGCUAAUCUAUCGUGCAGACACCAACUAUUCACUGAUGUAACAAUUGCCCUUGAGAAAAAUCACCAAGAAUUUAUAAAAGCUAAUGACGAUUUAUUGAAUGCGAUAAGCCGCUUAAAGGACCAUAUUGAAGAAAAAGUUAUCACAAAAAAAACGAUAAUUGCCGGAGGAAUGAAGCUCAAAGAUUUUAAGGAUGAAAUGAAUGAGUGCCUUGUUAAAUUAAAAUGUAGGCCCCAUAAUGAAACUUCAACUGACCAAGAAAAAUUGACGGAAAGAAAAUUAUCAACUGCCCUUGACUUACAAUUAGUAGAUAAAGUUAUGGAUGAGAUAGACUAUAUAGUAUGUAAUAUUCAAGUCUUAAUAUCCAAAGAGGACUCUAGUUGUAAAUUAUUACACAAAUGCAAAGAUCAACUGCAAAGGGUAGAUAAUAAUUUUGAUGAAUUGAAGAAAUUUAAUGAUGGUGUAUUACGAGAUAACAACUUAGCGAAAGAUGAAUACGAAGAAAAUUUGAAAAAGUUGGAGAAAUUGGAGAGAGAAUUGGAUAAUGCCCACACACGGAUGCAGGAUCAUUUGGAGGAUAUUAUGCAGAGGAGUCAGCAAUAUGAAGAUUCGACUGAUGAUCCUUCAAGCAACAUAGAAAUAGAAGAGCUUAAGAAUGCCAUGACUUCCAAGGACAAAUUGAUUGAGCAUAGAGAUGAAAUUAUAAAAAUUCUAAAGAAUUCGAUUCAUGUGACACAAGAGGAAAUGAAAAAUUUGCAAAAAAAAUUGCAGAGAAAGAUUGAUGAAUAUGUGGCUAGGAUUAAUCAACAUUUGGAAGAAAAUAAAUAUUUGUUGGAGGAGAGUAAACGACAGAAUGAAACCAUAGAACAUUUGCGAGAAGCUUUAGUUGAAGCGAAAAAGUGUUUAGAUCGUCAGUGUGGUCAAAAGUCAGUUGGUGAUGUGUGGACUGCUAUUACACCAACAGUCUUCAAUAAUGGAGAUGUUCAUGAUAUUUAGAAGAGAUUUUAGCUUGUCAUAGCUUAAAUGAAAAUAAUUGAAAUAACAAUAAUUAUAAUUAUUACGCUUCUGUUAAUCUUUGAUUAAAUACAGCAAUUCAAUACAACAAAGAAAUGUUCAAUUGUUU